Messenger RNA from Bubalus bubalis (water buffalo), 1784 nucleotides. It is a transcript of the gene DNAJA2, whose product is annotated as DnaJ heat shock protein family (Hsp40) member A2. The record is from RefSeq and is a predicted model, not a curated record. Gene Ontology annotation, cellular component: cytosol; cytoplasm. Gene Ontology annotation, biological process: response to heat; protein refolding. Gene Ontology annotation, molecular function: ATP binding; Hsp70 protein binding. Bases 114 to 1352 code for a protein of 412 amino acids. Lineage: Eukaryota; Metazoa; Chordata; Mammalia; Artiodactyla; Bovidae. The transcript is spliced from 9 exons.
CGCUUCCUUACUGUCUCCGCCUGCGCUGCCGCCACCUCUGCCUCUGCUUGGGGCCCGGCUCCGCUCCUCCUCCUUCUCCGCCUUCUUUCCUGAGCGCUGCCCGGCCGGCCGCCAUGGCGAACGUGGCCGACACGAAACUGUACGACAUCCUGGGCGUCCCGCCUGGCGCCAGCGAGAACGAGCUGAAGAAGGCAUACAGAAAGUUAGCCAAAGAAUACCAUCCUGAUAAGAAUCCAAAUGCUGGUGACAAAUUCAAAGAAAUAAGUUUUGCAUAUGAAGUACUAUCAAAUCCUGAGAAGCGCGAACUAUAUGACAGAUAUGGAGAACAAGGUCUUCGGGAAGGUAGCGGUGGAGGUGGUGGCAUGGAUGAUAUUUUCUCUCACAUCUUUGGUGGAGGAUUAUUUAGCUUCAUGGGUAAUCAGAGCAGAAGUCGAAAUGGCAGAAGAAGAGGAGAAGACAUGAUGCAUCCACUCAAAGUAUCUUUAGAAGACCUGUAUAAUGGCAAGACAACCAAACUACAGCUUAGCAAGAAUGUACUCUGUAGUGCAUGCAGUGGCCAAGGUGGGAAGUCUGGAGCUGUUCAGAAGUGUAGUGCUUGUCGGGGUCGAGGUGUCCGCAUCAUGAUCAGACAGCUGGCUCCAGGGAUGGUGCAGCAGAUGCAGUCUGUGUGUUCCGACUGUAAUGGAGAAGGAGAGGUAAUUAAUGAAAAGGACCGCUGUAAAAAAUGUGAAGGGAAGAAAGUGAUUAAAGAAGUCAAGAUUCUUGAAGUCCAUGUAGACAAAGGCAUGAAACAUGGACAGAGAAUUACAUUUACUGGGGAAGCAGACCAGGCCCCAGGAGUGGAACCAGGAGACAUUGUUCUUUUGCUACAAGAAAAAGAACAUGAGGUGUUCCAGAGAGAUGGGAAUGAUUUGCACAUGACAUAUAAGAUAGGACUUGUUGAAGCUCUUUGUGGGUUUCAGUUCACAUUUAAGCACCUUGAUGGACGUCAGAUUGUGGUGAAAUACCCCCCUGGCAAAGUAAUUGAGCCAGGAUGUGUUCGUGUAGUUCGAGGUGAAGGAAUGCCACAAUAUCGUAAUCCCUUUGAAAAAGGUGAUCUUUACAUAAAGUUUGAUGUGCAGUUUCCUGAAAACAACUGGAUCAACCCGGAUAAACUUUCUGAAUUAGAAGAUCUUCUGCCAUCUAGACCAGAAGUUCCAAAUAUUAUUGGAGACACUGAGGAGGUAGAGCUUCAAGAAUUUGAUAGCACUCGGGGCUCAGGAGGCGGCCAGAGGCGUGAAGCCUAUAAUGAUAGCUCUGAUGAAGAAAGCAGCAGCCAUCAUGGACCAGGAGUGCAGUGUGCCCAUCAGUAAACUGCACAGAUUGCACAGGUGGCUUUUCUUUCCACAUUGGCCUGGUUUGUUUUCUGCAAUCCAGCUGGAGGGUCUGGUCAGCCCAGAUGAACUGAUGGACAUCUGUUGGUCUAUGUGUAACUUUUAAAAUUGGUAUAGUAUCUACAGAGUGUAUAAUUUAAACUAACCACAAAGCUUUACAUCUUCAUUUCGACUGUUCUAUAGCAGAAUAAAGCACUUGAAAGGAAACAAGACUCCCUUUCACACAUGGGUUAUAAGUUUCAGUCCUGAUAUCUGUGCUUGAUUUUUAUCAGUUUUGUGUAGAUUUUAUGUUUCAUAUUUUAAAUUCAAUUCCCACAUUGUAAAGUUUGUGUACAGUUUGUCCUGAAGCUUUGUGUUUGGCUGCACCUGCAUAAGCUGCUACAAAUAGAAUAAAGAAUCUCAUAGCCUGUG